Molecule: messenger RNA, 2224 nt
Organism: Molossus molossus (Pallas's mastiff bat)
Lineage: Eukaryota; Metazoa; Chordata; Mammalia; Chiroptera; Molossidae
Gene: ZCWPW1
Product: zinc finger CW-type and PWWP domain containing 1
Exons: 17
Coding region: 338-2221 (627 amino acids)
Cellular component (GO): nucleus
Molecular function (GO): zinc ion binding
Source: RefSeq, a predicted model, not a curated record
ACUUUUUAAUGUUUAAGUGAAAGAAAACUUUCUGUUUCUUAGAACACCUUAUUCACCUUCCUUUGGCUCCCUUUACUUGUUUUUUUUUUAAGUUCUUUCUCCCUCCUUAUUUCCCCUUCUUCUUUAUGUUGAGUGAAUAGCAUCUGGUUUAUGGAACUUUCUUUUACUCUCAUACUUGAAGCUUUAUUGGAUUUUUUCCUUCUCUUUUUCACCUAAGGUAAGAAAAGAGAAAACCUCAAUUGUUGUUCCUGGGUUUGGUGUCCCCAGUCAUUUAGUAGCUGGUCGCCUGUGAAGCACAAGAUGAAAAGGAACAAAAGAAGUGUAGCUUCUCUGCUGAAUGAUGACAACAUUGCGGAGUGAAGAAGAAUAUGAGAAAGGUUCAAAAAAAACCUUUGCCCCACCUGCACAAAAAUUGCAUAGCCUGAUGCCAUAUUGCCCUAAUUCACCCAAAGAGGAGACCCUGGGAAUCAGUUCCCUGGAGAUAGAGGCCAGGCCAAACCUGCUAAAGGCCAAGGUAGAGAAGAAGGAGGAGAAAGCAACUACAGAGAAUGGUCCAAGCAUUGUCCAGGAGAAAAAAGUAAAGGCUCAAGACAAGAAGCAAGCAAAGAAGAAAGAAAAGGAAAAAUCAGGUCUUACCAAUGAAGAAUUUGAGGAGAUUGUCCAGAUUGUGCUACAGAAGUCCCUUCAACAGUGCUUGGGUAUGGCUGAUGAUACUUCCUGUGCCCAACCCAUAAGAUGUACCCAGUUAGACAAGGAACCAAGAAUUACUUCUUCUACUACUAAUAAUGAUAAUGCUGAUAGAGAGAGGGUAAUGGUACCUCAUAUUCUAGAGAUUUCAGCCUCUGAGGAAGCUGAGAUAAAGACAUCUAAGCCAGGCCAGCCAGAUCCUGCACCCUCUGAAAAGAAAUUCAGCAAACUCUCCUUAAAGAAAAGAAAGAAGGAAGCUGAAGAUGAGAAUGCCCAAAGUGGACAUGAGCAUAGACAGAAAGACCAACUGAAGAAAACAGUUCAGGAUCAUUCUCAGAUCAGGGACCAACAAAAAGGAGAGGAAAAUGGUUUUGGUCAAUGUCUAGUCUGGGUCCAGUGUUCCUUCCCAAACUGUGAGAAAUGGAGGCGGCUUCGUGGGAAUAUUGACCCCUCAGUCCUUCCAGAUAAUUGGUCCUGUGACCAGAAUACAGACUUGGAGUACAAUCGCUGUGAUAUCCCUGAGGAAACCUGGAUAGGGCAUGAGAGUGAUGUGGCCUAUGCCUCCUACAUCCCAGGAUCCAUCAUCUGGGCCAAGCAAUAUGGUUACCCCUGGUGGCCAGGCAUGGUAGAAUCUGAUCCUGACCUUGGGGAGUAUUUUCUUUUUGCUUCUCAUCUUGAUUCCCUUCCGUCUAAGUAUCAUGUGACAUUUUUUGGAGAAACAGUUUCUCGUGCUUGGAUUCCAGUCAACAUGCUAAAGAACUUCCAGGAACUGUCUCUGGAGCUAUCUGGAGUGAAAAAAUGCAGGAACAAGGACUGCAGCCAGAAACUGGGGGCAGCCAUGAUAAUGGCUCAAGAGGCAGAACAGAUCAGUAUUCAGGAGCGGGUUAAAUUGUUUGGUUUCAGGAGCAGAUUCAAUGGAUCGGACAGUAAUGGGGAAGGAAAAGACUUAAUGCUCUCUGGGGCUAAGAGCUCAGAUUCCUUCUUGGAGAAAGAAGAGGAAGAGUUAGACUUGGAAGAGGAGGAGGGGGAGAAAAAAGACCCAACUUCGCCCAGUCCCAAGCCAGCCAAAAGUCAGACAAAAAACCCCAAGGCAAGAGGCAUAGCAAAUGGACGAGAUGGGACUCAGCAAAGGAAGUCGAUGAAGAGAUCUCUGGGAAAUGAACCUGCACCUGUACCCAUAAGGGGAAGGAAAGAAGUGCGUGGGAAUUCAGAUCCUGACCAGCCAGGCUCUAAGAAAGCAUUUAAAGCUCCCCAAAGCAAGGUUUCAGUAACCAGCUUGUCUGAAGAAAAUGGGGUUAGAAUGGUGUCAAAGGGACUAAUCCUACCAACUCCUCAUGGGGCAUGUCCUGCCCUGGGGAAAGAAGAGCCUGGAUCUCAGGAGCUGCAGGAGGCUGGGAGCUUCCCUCCUGAUGAUGAAUCCUCCAGUGACUUGGACCUUGAGCAGCUCAUGGAGGAUGUUGGAGAAAAGCCAGAGCAGAGGGUAGAGCUGCAGUAUAGAGAUGACAUGGAGGAGUUCACCUUCUUUGAGGAGUAGUUC